AUGUUGUUCGUUCUCUUAGGAUUGUGCUUCCUAGUGGUGAACGCCAGCGUUGAAUAUCCUGAAGCACUCAAAAAAUGUCUCACCUAUGAAGCGCUGAGUAAGUGGUAUAUGGAUUUGCAUGGAAUGUACAAUCCCAAUUUGGACUGGAGCAACGAACUGUCGUAUGAAGCUUGCUAUGACCUAGUGGGUUUGGAGCCCAACAAUAUCUACGUUAGGUUGGAAUCCCAAAGGAAUUUCGCUGGUAACAAACGCAAGUGGCCGCUCAUCAACAAAGUGCGAUCGACGCUCAUAGCUGGACGUGCAAAAGAUAAAGUGAGUGGCCUCGCUCCACGAACGGAAUAUGGAUGCAAUGGCUUGUUCGAAGGUGACAACCUAAAAAUUCUGUGCCUUUACAGGUCGUGA
Messenger RNA from Cooperia oncophora, 402 nucleotides. The record is from the annotation of a GenBank genome assembly. NCBI's taxonomy places the organism in Eukaryota, Metazoa, Nematoda, Chromadorea, Rhabditida, Trichostrongylidae.